Gracilinanus agilis (Agile Gracile Mouse Opossum) is the source of this 2196-nucleotide messenger RNA. It is a transcript of the gene IL31RA, whose product is annotated as interleukin 31 receptor A. Lineage: Eukaryota; Metazoa; Chordata; Mammalia; Didelphimorphia; Didelphidae. Gene Ontology annotation, cellular component: external side of plasma membrane; signaling receptor complex. The record is from RefSeq and is a predicted model, not a curated record. The transcript is spliced from 14 exons. The coding region runs from base 1 to 2196 and encodes 731 amino acids. Gene Ontology annotation, molecular function: cytokine binding; cytokine receptor activity. Gene Ontology annotation, biological process: cytokine-mediated signaling pathway.
AUGAUGGAGAAGAUGCUGCUCUGGGCACUGUUCCUUUUACUUGGUAAUUUCUGCCUAGCAGAUUUGCCAAAGAAGCCAGAAAACAUUUCCUGCAUCUUCUAUUACAAUAAGAAUUUCACUUGUACUUGGAGUCCAGAAAAAGAAGUCUAUCCUACAGUCUAUACUGUCACUAGAAUUUACCUAUCUGGAACAGAAAUAGACUCUUGCACAAGUCAGAAUCAUACGUCAUGCUCUUUCUUGUUCCCGCAUUUGUCAUUUCCUGAUAAUUACUCCAUUCAAGUGGAAGCUAAAAAUGCUUUUGGUGAGAGCAAGUCUGAAGUAACAUAUUGGUCCUUGGAAAACAUAGUGAAAACAGAGCCACCUAAGAUUCAAACUGUGGAACCAAUCCCAGGUGUUAAACAUAUGCUCCAAGUAGUAUGGAAAAAACCAGAGAAGUUACCUUCUUUUGGUUCAUAUAAAUGCCGCCUGAAAUACAGGAUAGUGAAUAGUACUAAAUGGGAGCUAGUAAGCCAAAGAAUGACACAUGAAAGCCCGUACAAUCUCACUGGACUGUUGGCUUUGCAGCAAUAUGCUGUCUCCAUGCAGUGCCACGUGUUCAACUUAGAGUUCUGGAGCAGCUGGAGUGAAGAGAUAAUAGGGACAACUGAAGGACUAGCUCCAAAUUCGAGCUUGGAUUUGUGGAGAGUCCUUGGGCCAGUCCAACCAGAUGGAAAGAGGAUAGUCCAGGUGUUAUACAAGGAGACAAGAGCAGACCCAAGGAUAAGAAAAAUACUUGGCUACAAAAUCCGGUACUUUCCAGAAAAUGAGAACUCUUUUAAGGAAACAAAUACCACGAUUGUUCAACAGUUUGAACUCCAUCUAGGAAGUGAUGCCUACUUGGUGUCUGUUGGGUACUUUACAUCAGAUGGUGCAUCUCCAGAAGCAACAUUGAGAAUACCAGCUAUUCAUGAAAAACCUCUCCAGUGCAUUGAGGGGAUGCAGCAGGACCAAUUCCAGGACCUCCUGGUGCUGAAAUGGCACUCCUCAGCAGCAGAAGUUGACAGAUGGGUAAUUGAGUGGUACCCAGAUUCGGAGAACAAAACUUUGGAGAGAUCCUGGGAAUAUAUCUCACAGAACAGGACUUGGACAGGAAGGGCAGACGAUUUUAAGCCAUUUCAGUGUUAUAACAUCUCGGCAUAUCCAGUGGUAGGAAUCGAAGUUGGAGUUCCAUAUUGCAUCCAGGCUUAUUUCACAGAAGGGAUCCCAGAAGAAGGUCCACUGGCUAAGGCUCAAAAUAUCAGCUCCCAUACAGCUAUAAUAAAAUGGGAAGAGAUUCCCAAGGCCCAGAGAAAAGGCUUCAUCCGUAACUACACAGUGUUUUAUAAAUCUGAAGGUGGAAAAGAAUUUGCCGAGAUGGUCAAUUCUAGUUAUUUGCAAUGUAAACUGGAGUCCCUGGAAAGAAACACUCAGUACACUGUCAAGGUUAUGGCAAACACCGUUGCUGGGGGCAAGAAUGGAACAAGUUUCAAUUUCAAGACAUUAUCCUUUAGUAUCAUUGAGAUAGUCCUUUUUAUCUCUUUCACUGGAGGUGGUCUUCUUUUUCUCGCUAUCCUGAUGAUAGUGUGUAGUCUUACCAAAGCCAAAUUGAAACGACUGGUUUGUCCAGAGAUCCCCAAUCCUGCAAAGAGCAAUGUAGUCCUGUGGCAUGGUGGCAAUUUCCAGUCCAAGCUGCACCUUGGAGAGGUCCAGUUCCAAGGCAAGACAAAGGCAAUUGAUGAGAGAAUUCCCAAACUAUUCUUGUCUUCCUCUGGCGAUUUGAUUGACAAGUUAGUAGUAGACUUUGAGAACUUCCUUGACAAAACUGAGGUUCAGAGAGUCGAAUUGAUGAAGAUGCAGGAAAAUGUGUCAAGUGGGGAAGAGAAGUAUGUAAAUACUCCAUAUAGUCGUUACAAUCCCUCCGGGAAGGUUUUCCAAGCUCCUUCUUCAGCUUUGAUUUCACUUGGAGGAACACAAGAGCAAUCUUCAGGAAGACCAGAAGAGGAAGUCAAGGAUAGACUCUUCCAGAAUGCAAGUUCUAGUGAAGUUCUUGAACUGGAGCAACGACACUGGGAAGAGGCUGGAUUGAAUCCAUAUUUGAAAAAUUCAGUGACAACAAGGGAAUUCCUCACUUCUGAGAAGUUUUCUGAUCCAAUCAAGAAGACUGAGAUGCAGCCAUAG